AUGAAAACCAUCGGCAUCAUCGGCGGUCUGGCCUGGCCGAGCACCGUCGCCUACUACGAAGGCAUCAACCGGUUGGUCGCAGACAAACUGGGGACUCUUCACAGCGCAAAGCUUAUCCUAAUCCAAACCGAUUUCGACCAGCUCCUCCAGUGGCUCCUGGCUGAUAAAUGGGAUAAAAUUGGCGACGCUCUUUGUUCUCUCGCUCGCCGGCUAGAGGGUGCCGGAGCUGAUUUCAUCCUCGUCGCCUGUAACACAAUGCACAGGGUUAUGGCGCGAAUUCAGGAGCAGAUCCGCGUGCCGAUUUGUCAUAUUGUUGAUGCGGUGUCGGAGAAGAUCAAGCCGAUGGGUAUCCGGAAGGUCGGGCUGCUGGGCAGUGUGGUGACGAUGAGGGAUGGAUACUUUUCGGACAGGCUCGCGGAAGACCGGAUUGAGUCUUUGAUACCAGGUCCAGAAGACCAGGAAUUCAUUCUACAGGCACUGAAGACGGAACUCUCGGUAGAUAUCUAUACGCCGGAGACAAGGGCGGUUUUCAGAGAUAUCAUAGCUCGCCUAGUUACCCGUGGUGCCGAAGUGAUUAUUCUUGGAUGUACCGAAUUUGGGAAGUUGAUCAAGCCGGAAGAUAGUCCGGUGGUGAUAAUUGAUACAGUUCCUGUGCAUAUAGAGCUUGCCGCGAAAAUGGCCCUUUCCUGA
This is a messenger RNA of Aspergillus steynii IBT 23096, 690 nucleotides long. RefSeq names its product aspartate/glutamate racemase family protein. NCBI's taxonomy places the organism in Eukaryota, Fungi, Ascomycota, Eurotiomycetes, Eurotiales, Aspergillaceae. Gene Ontology annotation, molecular function: amino-acid racemase activity. The record is from RefSeq and is a predicted model, not a curated record. The transcript has a single exon. Bases 1 to 690 code for a protein of 229 amino acids.